UCGAUCCCGAGAAAGGCGCGAGGUCUCCAGGAAAGACAGCUAGCGGCAAGGGAAAAGGGGCGGGCCCGGGUCGGAGGGGCGGGGCGACUCGCCUUCCGCUCGGGUCACGCGCGGCAGGAAGUGCUGCCGGCCGCGGAGUACUCGAAAUGGGGACCUGCCUGGAUAUUAAGAUUAAGAGAGCGAACAAGGUUUAUCACGCCGGGGAAGUCCUCUCGGGCGUGGUGGUCAUAUCUGGCAAGGAUUCAAUCCAGCACCAGGGAGUGUCUCUGACAGUGGAAGGAAGUGUGAACCUCCAGCUCAGCGCCAAGAGCGUGGGUGUGUUCGAAGCUUUCUAUAAUUCUGUUAAGCCUAUCCAGAUUAUCAAUAGCACCAUCGAAAUGGUGAAGCCAGGAAAAUUUCCCAGCGGCAAAACAGAAAUUCCUUUUGAAUUUCCCCUGCACGUGAAGGGCAACAAAGUUCUGUAUGAGACUUACCACGGCGUGUUUGUCAACAUUCAGUAUACCCUGCGCUGUGACAUGAGGCGGUCUCUGUUGGCCAAGGACGUGACGAAGACCUGCGAAUUCAUCGUUCACUCCGCUCCUCAGAAGGGGAAGCUGACCCCGAGCCCUGUGGACUUCACUAUCACUCCCGAAACCUUGCAGAACGUCCGAGAGAGAGCCCUGCUCCCCAAGUUUCUCAUCAGGGGCCAUCUCAGCUCAACCAGCUGCGUCAUCACGCAGCCGCUGACGGGCGAGCUGCUGGUCGAGAGCUCGGAGGCCGCCAUCAAGAGCAUAGAGCUGCAGCUGGUCCGCGUGGAGACCUGCGGGUGCGCCGAAGGAUAUGCCCGAGACGCCACGGAGAUUCAGAAUAUUCAGAUCGCCGACGGAGAUGUUUGCCGGAGCCUGUCUGUCCCCAUAUACAUGGUCUUCCCCCGGCUGUUCACCUGCCCUACGCUGGAGACCACCAACUUCAAAGUGGAAUUUGAGGUUAACAUCGUUGUGCUUCUCCACCCCGAUCACCUCAUCACCGAGAACUUUCCGCUGAAGCUGUGCAGGAUGUAGCCCAGGAGCGGGCAGCGUGGACGGCGGGAGCUGCGGGGCGGAAAUGCGGCUGGGGGGCCCACCCAUGGGAGCCGAAGCCCGCAGCUUGUGCUUCCUUUCUCGAUGAAUGUGUGUCAGAAACGGAGCUGACCCCCGACCACAGGCACCGUGAAGCUUCUGCUUCCAGUGCUCGCCUCUCGUCAGACCCCUUCUUUAAGACUCAACAGGACUCCGUUGUUUUUGGCCAGAUCGCUUGGCAGAAAGCAAAACUUCCUGGGACUCCUGACUUAACUGCCCCCUUUUAGAGGCAGUAAAACUACAAACAGCCGUUUGUGCUUGGCCGGAAAGUGGGAUCCCGGAGGCCGAGGAAACCCUCCACACCGAAGACUCCCCCGCAGCAAAGCAGCUUCGCCGGAUGGUCACGGGCAAGCGGCCGGCUUACGACGUUGGUGGAUUCCGCCCGCGCGGGGCCGCAAAGCGGCAUCGUCUAGAAUGGUGUAGCAUUUUUUCCCCGACUCUGUUCUGUAGUCCUUUUGUAACAUUUUUCAUAACAACUUCCAAGUUUUGAGGGAACUGGAAUAAAGCGUCCCUUCCUGGCACGGGAGGAAAAAACGUC
Molecule: messenger RNA, 1635 nt
Organism: Neofelis nebulosa (Clouded leopard)
Lineage: Eukaryota; Metazoa; Chordata; Mammalia; Carnivora; Felidae
Gene: VPS26C
Product: VPS26 endosomal protein sorting factor C
Exons: 8
Coding region: 147-1040 (297 amino acids)
Biological process (GO): intracellular protein transport
Cellular component (GO): endosome
Source: RefSeq, a predicted model, not a curated record